Molecule: messenger RNA, 2026 nt
Organism: Branchiostoma floridae (Florida lancelet)
Lineage: Eukaryota; Metazoa; Chordata; Leptocardii; Amphioxiformes; Branchiostomatidae
Exons: 2
Coding region: 458-1894 (478 amino acids)
Source: RefSeq, a predicted model, not a curated record
UUCGUCGUAUCUUUAUUACCAAAAUGAUUUUCUCAUUUUAUCAUAAUCAUUUUGUCGUAUUGUAUCAGUUGUUUUCUGUAAGUCUGGGUAACUUGAGGUAGUCUUAUGACGACAGUUCAUGUGAGGUAACGCUUGGAUGAACACAAUUCUGCACAGGGUCAACGGUGUCAUAAUGAACAAAGGCGCGGUUUUAUGUCUCUGUAAUAGCUUAGGGGCAUUUCAUCAGUCGAUCAUCAUGCCAUACGCAUACUAAUGAGACAGGUGGCAAACACGAACUUUAACGGCUUGUGCAAAAUUGCUUGAUCGGAUUCAGAGUCAGACAGCUUGUAUUGGAGUACAAGUAUUUGAAAAAGAAGACCUGGAACGAUCGACUGUGUGAAGUCUUGACGCUUUAAUUUUCUACAACUGUUGCUUCUGUUCUGUUGUUGUUUUUUAAAGACCGUUUACUUCCUCCAAGAUGGCGGCUUCUCCCAGACCUGGACAAUGUCAGUCUACAACUGAGCCGUUGUUGGAAAGUCUAACAUGGAGCGACGCCGUUCUACCACUGAACCUGGUGUUAGAGCAAUUCCACCUGCCUCAAAUCGUCAAACUGACGGGUGAAAAUGGCGCAGACUUUCCUGACGGCGCCCUGCUUUUACUGGUUGGGUUGCGGAAGGAUAACUCGAGGUUUGUUGUGGCCAGGUGCAUGGCGGGAGACAGAGACAGGACCAUGGUGGGACCAUGGCUGUCCAUACCGCUCUCCUGCAAGUCCAGGUUCGUGCGAAUGUCAAACAAACAGACAACAAAGGACAGGUUUCAAGGAGUGAAGGAACUGGCGGAGUAUCUACCAAAUAAAGUCAUAGCAACAGAAGCGGUGUCAGAGCUAGGAUCGUCUGGGAAUUCGUCUUCACAAAUACUAGUGAAUGCUGGAGAGGAAAUUCACUGUCUGGGGAUAGAAGGCGUACAUACAAAACCGCCCAGCAAACGACAGCUGCACUCUAACUGGACGCUGGCCUGUCUUAACGAAAAUAAUGAUUACUUGACACUCUCUCUAGAUUGUAGUGCAAAGUUCUUGGCCGUCGCAAGUGUCGUUGCUGAGCAGAGCCCAGAAGAGGAGACCAUAGACAAGCUUGCCUCAGAUACCUUCCCUAUAACCGUGCUACAAACGAACGGUGAAACCCCCAAAUUUUGCCAAGACACAUUCACGGGUAUCUUUAGGCUGGUACAAGCAAGAGAAGAUAGAAUGAUCAGCGCAUGCUUGCUCAGGACUGGUGCAAACGGCGCCGUGUUGUACCAGUUUCUGGAACUUCCCGCGGCCACUACCUCGGCAGUUGUGUUACCUGAGGGCAUGGUUAAAGACGAGGUCUCGUACAACUUGCUGCUCAUGAAGUGCUGCGAAGAGCUUAAAGUGUGGACUGCAAAAGACACGGGAAGUAUCACUCGCGUUUUAACACGUGAACUCUACUUCAAGAACAUCGCGCGUGGAAGACCUGCGCCACAAAAGCCCCCCGUUAUCAGAAUAGCGACUCCUCCAUGUAAAGAGGAUGAAGGAAUUUACGCACCGCUACAAAGCGACCCUCGCGACCACCGACGACCGCCUACACCUCCGCCUAUAGAGAGCUUGCGCGCUCUGACGCUAUCCAGAAGGAGGGCCAGCACGGGAGAUACCACUGUUCUUAGAGGGGACGAGUCUGGGACCACAGAAGAAGGGCUUUCUCCAUACACACCACUAAGGAUCCGUCGUCAUAGCAACAGGGAAAUACCUGAUCGUCGUCGAUCUCGUCCUGGCUCAAAUUAUCAGUCCCUCGUGUGGGAACCCCUAUCGGAAAACAACGGCAAUGCAGGCACUAGCACUAGGACCAGAAAUGCCAGCGGCUCAAAACAAAAUCUCAGGGACGAUCUCUUUAGUUUGUGAUGCUAUUUAGCUGACGCUUUUUUGCACCUGCUUGGAUUUAUAUCGAAAGAUACUAGUAGUCAAAGUUUUGAUUUUGUGGAUUCUGUGGAUGAAUUUAAACGUUUCAAACAUGUAGAUUUACUUUAAGUGCAU